AUGGCGGAAAUCACAGCCCUGCGGCAGCAAGUGCGAGACAUGAAGGGGCAACAUGCUGGGCUUAUGCCACAGCACCAGCCGCCGCAGCCGCAGCCGCAGCACCAGCCGCCGCAACCGUACGUACUGCCGCAGCCUCAGGCUACGCAGCCGCAGCCGUAUGAAUAUCAGCCGCACCAGUCACAAUUAGCCGGGCUCUACGCGCCGGAACAGCCCAGCGCAUACGGCGGAGAACAGCAGCGGCUGAUCCGGCAACGCCGCCGAGAGGCAAAGCGGAUGUGGCGGCAAACCAUGCACCGUCACUGCGGCAGCCGCAGUCACUGCAGCGGCCACUGCGGGUAUAGGCACGACUGCGGCGCGGACCACAGUACCUGUGGUCCCUAUUGCGGGCGGCACACUUGA
This is a messenger RNA of Osmia bicornis bicornis, 399 nucleotides long. Its product is annotated as DNA translocase FtsK-like. The transcript is spliced from 3 exons. NCBI's taxonomy places the organism in Eukaryota, Metazoa, Arthropoda, Insecta, Hymenoptera, Megachilidae. The record is from RefSeq and is a predicted model, not a curated record. The coding region runs from base 1 to 399 and encodes 132 amino acids.